This is a messenger RNA of Myiozetetes cayanensis, 3101 nucleotides long. RefSeq names its product piwi like RNA-mediated gene silencing 2 (gene PIWIL2). Lineage: Eukaryota; Metazoa; Chordata; Aves; Passeriformes; Tyrannidae. The record is from RefSeq and is a predicted model, not a curated record. Gene Ontology annotation, cellular component: P granule. Gene Ontology annotation, molecular function: piRNA binding; protein binding. Gene Ontology annotation, biological process: regulatory ncRNA-mediated gene silencing.
CCCGGCGGCGAAGGGAACCGCUGUCCCCAUGGGGCUGAACUUGGUGAAGAUCCACUGCCAGAACGAAGCUGUCUACCAGUACCACGUGACCUUCAGCCCCGAGGUGGAGUGCAGGAGCGCACGCUUUGCCAUGCUGAAGGAGCAGCACACCGUCACGGACGUGCUGGCCUUCGAUGGCUCCAUCCUCUUCCUGCCCAUCCAGAUUUCCAAGGUCAGUGUGAAGGCUCAGAGGAAGGGCGACGGGGAGGAGGUUUCCAUCACCAUCCAGAUGACCAAGGUCCUGGAGGCCAGCUCGGAUCUCUGCAUCCCCUUUUACAACGUGGUUUUCCGGCGGGUGAUGAAAAUCUUAGACAUGAGCCUGGUUGGGAGACAUUUCUUUGAGCCUGCCCACGCCACCACCUUGCAUAAACACGGCCUCCAAAUUUGGCCGGGAUAUGCCGUCAGCAUCCGGAAGAAGGACGGCGGGCUCUUCCUCAUGGUGGAUUCCAUCCACAAAAUCAUCCGCAACGAGUCUGUCCUGAGUGUGAUGCAGAAAAUCCACUCCCAGAGCCAGAAGAUGUUCCAGGACGAGUGCACCAAGGAGCUGGUGGGCAGCGUGGUCAUCACCCGCUACAACAACCGCACCUACCGCGUCGACGACAUCGACUGGGACAGGACCCCCAGGGACACUUUCACCCUGGCCAGUGGGGAGCAAAUCACCUUCGUGGAGUACUACAGCAAAGCUUAUGGGAUCACCAUCAGGGAUCUGGACCAGCCGCUGCUUGUCCACAGGCCCAAGGAAAAACAGACAGCAGAGGGGAAGCGUCAGCUGGACAUGGUGGUGCUGGUGCCAGAGCUCAGCUUCCUGACAGGGCUCUCUGACCUGCAGAAGAACAGCCGGACGGUGAAGGAGGUGAUGUGGGAGAUGAUGCAGAGCCCCAGGAAGCACUACACGCGCCUCACCAGCCUCCUGCAGCAGAUCCGGGACAGCCCGGAGGCCUCCCGGGAGCUGGAAUGCUGGGGGCUGCACCUGGACACGGAUAUCUGCAGGACCCAGGGUCACAUCCUGCCCUUGGAGCGGAUCAACCUCCGGCACCGCUCCUUCUUCCCCGAGGAGGACCUGAGCUGGCACAGGGAGGUGACGAAGGAGAUGUCUAUCUCGGCGAUCUCUAUGAAUUCCUGGCUCCUGGUGUAUCCCAGGCGGCUGCAGCAGCUGGCCAAGGACCUGCUGGUAGCCAUGAGGAGCGCCUGUGGAGCCGUGGGAAUGCAGGUGGGACAGCCCACGGUGCAGGAGCUGCGGGAUGAGCGCAUCGAGUCCUACGUCAAGGGCAUCCGGAGCGGUUUGGGAAGCCAGGAGAAGGUGCAGCUGCUCGUGUGCAUCACCCCCCGCAACCGGGACGACGUGUACAGAGCCAUCAAGAAGCUGUGCUGUGUCCAGGACCCUGUGCCCUCCCAGGUCAUCAACGCGCAGUCCCUCAUGGGCCAUCCGGCCAAGAUCAGGAGCGUGGUGCAGAAAGUUCUGCUGCAGAUCAACUGCAAGCUGGGCGGGCAGCUCUGGGGGGUCGACAUCCCGCUGAAACAGCUGAUGGUUGUUGGCAUGGAUGUCCACCACAGCCGCAGCCAAGGCAUGCGCUCUGUCAUCGGCUUCGUGGCCAGCAUGAACCACAUCCUCACCAAGUGGUAUUCCAAGGUGGUUUUCCAGAUGCCCCAGCAGGAGAUCGCUGACAGCCUCCGGCUCUGCCUCUCCCAGGCCCUCAAGCGCUUCUACGAGUUGAACCACUCGCUGCCCAUGAAGAUCGUGGUGUAUCGGGACGGGGUGUCCGACUCCCAGCUCGACACGGUGCUCAAAUAUGAGGUGCCCCAGAUGCAGAAGAGCUUCAACACCUUCGAGAACUACCAGCCCAGCCUGGUGGUCGUGGUGGUGCAGAAGCAAAUCAGCACCAACUUCUACAGCCUGACAGGAGAGGAGUUCACGUCCCCCCCGCCCGGCACCGUCCUCGACCACACCAUCACCACCUCGGGCUGGGAGGAUUUCUUCCUGCUGUCCCACAGCUCCCGGCAGGGCUGCAGCAUUCCCACGCGCUACAUCUGCAUGUGGAACACGGCCAACCUGAGCCACGAGCACAUCCAGAGGUUGACCUUCAAGCUGUGCCACCUGUACUGGAACUGGCCGGGCACCAUCCGUGUGCCAGCUCCCUGCAAAUACGCCCACAAGCUGGCAUUCCUGGUGGGCCAGGUGCUGCACCACGAGCCCAGCGCCCACCUCAGCGAGCAGCUCUUCUUCCUCUAGGGCCGCUGGGCGCAGGAAAACCGGGAUUGCACCCGGAAUUCCGCUCCCCAGCCGCCCUCCUGGGGGAAUCCUCCCCGAUCCCCCUGUUCUGUUGCUAAUUUAUUCCCGUUAUUUAUUGGUUUAAAGGGUUGUAGUGCUGGUUUAAAGGGGGAUGGGAAGCGUCCCUGGGCUGGGUUUAUCUCCACGGGGAUGAACCCAAAGGAAUAUCCCCCCACCAAGUUUUCCAGUCCUCCCAGUUAAAGGGGGUUGAGUUAACGAGCCCCCAAAGGUGCUGCUGCUCCCACGGCUCAUCCCUGUGCAGGUGCUGAUGUAAAUCCCAAAGGUUUGGGGGAUUUUUGUUUUCUCCCCCUGGUUUUUGAGUUCCCACGGAGAUUUCGAGUUUUCCUGGGUGGUUUUGUGCUUUUUUUUUCCUUCCAAGGUGCUGUUGAACAAACCAGCCCUGGUUUGGCUGGUUCUCCUGUCCUUGAGGAGUCACUGGUUUCUCAAGGAGAAUCCACUGUGGAUUCGGGUCAUUAUUCCAAGAGGAAAGUUUUCGAGUUCCCACCUUUUUCAGGUGGGUUUUUUUUUGCCUUAGUCAGAUGUUUGGGACCUUUGAGGCUGGGGCUGUGGAAGGGCUGCGAGACUACAAAAAAAACACCCUAAAACACCCCAAAAUACAUGGAUUUUGCCUCAAAGCCCACCUUCUGCAUCCCCUGCAGGGAUGGGGGUCCAGCAGGACCCUCCUCCCAGCCUCUCCCCUGCCUUUUAAAUGCCAUAAAAGUUGGAAUUCCUUAAUAUUUUUGUCUUUGCUGUAACCGGUUUUUGAUUCUUUGCAAUAAAACUGUUGCUGGCA